Messenger RNA from Yamadazyma jaroonii, 2148 nucleotides. The record is from the annotation of a GenBank genome assembly. Lineage: Eukaryota; Fungi; Ascomycota; Pichiomycetes; Serinales; Debaryomycetaceae.
AUGACGACUUAUGAAAAAAUUGUCAAAGGAGCUACUAAAAUCAAAGUGGCCGCUCCAAAACUGAAAUACAUUGAACCAAUUUUAUUGGCAACUUCAGUCCAUCAUAGUACUGAAAUUGAAAAUUUUGGUACUAUUAUGAGGACGUUACAGACAAGGCUCCAAGAUAGCGCUUGGUCUGUGGUUUACAAAUCAUUAAUUGUCAUUCAUAUCAUGAUCAGAGAAGGUGAUAAAGAUUAUACUUUGAAAUAUAUUGGAGAAAAGAUGCCCCAUUUAUUAAAUUUGGAUCAAGCUACAGUUUCAAGAGGUUCAGGCUUCAAUAAUGAUGUCAAAUUCAUUCUUAAAUAUGCAAAAUAUCUACAAACAAGAGUUAAACAGUAUCAACAAACUAAAGUUGAUUAUGUAAGAGAUGAGAGAUCUAAUAAUAGCACCGAUCAACAAGGUGGAAGAUUGAGAUCUUUGACUGUUGAAAAGGGUUUAUUAAGAGAAAGUGAAAGCGUUCAAAAGCAAAUUGAUGCUUUAUUAAAGAAUAACUUCAUGGAAAAUGAUAUUAAUAAUGAUAUCUUAUUGACUUCUUUUAGAUUAUUAGUUAAUGAUUUAUUAUCUUUAUUCCAAGAAUUGAACGAAGGUGUGAUUAAUCUUUUAGAGCAUUAUUUCGAAAUGUCAAAAGUUGAUGCUGAAAGAGCUCUUAAAAUCUAUAAGAAAUUCGUGGAUCAAACCAAAUACGUAAUUGAUUAUCUUAGGGUAGCCAAACAUUUAGAGCAUUCUACUAAAUUGCAUGUUCCAACCAUAAAACAUGCUCCAACUGCUUUGACUUCGUCAUUAGAAGAGUACUUGGAUGAUCCAAAUUUUGAUGCCAAUAGAAGACAAUAUUUAAUUGAAAAACAAUUGAAAAAAGAAGGUAAGGCUAGUCCUACGAAAGUUCCAAAUCUUUUGACUAAACCUCAAGAAUCACAACCACCAUCCCAACAACAAGCUCAAGUUCAACCACAAAGAGCUAAUUCCUUAGUUGUCCAGCAAACUUAUAAUCCUUGGGAACAAGUUAUGCAACAACCUUUUGCCAAUAGCAUUGUGACUCAUACUGGAGAAGUUUUCACUAUGCCAUCUAUUGCUCAGGGCCAACAAAUUCAACUGAAUUCACCCUUUGGUAACCAACCUCAAGUGUUCCAACAACCAACUCAACCAUCAUUGAAUCCUGCAUUUACUGGAAACGGAUUUGGUGGUUAUGGACCUCAAGUCCAACAAUCCCAAGCAACUGGUAACAAUCCCUUCUUACAAAACGUCAAUGAUAAUCAAGUUCAAUCCCAAGUUCAACCAUUCAUGCAACAACAACAAACUCAGCAAUUUAUUCAACCACAGCAAACUCAACCAUUCGGCCAACAACAACCUCAACCAUUCAUGCAACCCCAACAGCCUCAACCAUUUGACCAACAACAGCUUCAACAAAGUAAUCCUCAAUUAACUCAACAGAAUACUUUUGGAUUGAAUAGAUCAAAUACCAAUCCAUUUUCAAUGAGUAAUGGAACAAGCCCUCAACCCAUCAACCCACAAUCAACUAACCCUUUCGGUAAUACUAGGUUUUCUUCGGGUAGUAAUACCACAGCUUUGAGUUUUAAUAAUGGAUCUAAACCUGAACCUAUCAAGGCUACAGCGACUGGGUCCAAUCCAUUUAAAGUCUCAGAGACCACAAGUAGUUUAUUCAAUUCUGCAGCUAAUGUUCAACCUCAACAAAUUCGUCCUCAGCCGACUGCUGGAGGUUUAGAAAACUUACCUACAGUCCCUGUAUUCCCCCAAACACAACAAGAACAACAAAAACAACAGUAUUUAAAUAACGCAAAAAUGGAACUUCAAAUGACUGGACAACAACCAUUGCAACAGCAACAAACUCAACCUUUCCAACCUUUCCAGCAACAAACCACUCAAAACUUUCAACCUUUCCAACAACAACCUACUCAAAACUUUCAACCUUUCCAACAACAACCUACUCAGAGCUUCCAACCUUUCCAACAACAACAAACCACUCAGAACGGCCAGCCUUUCCAACAACAACCCGCUCAAGCUUUUCAACCAUUCCAAGAACAGCCUACCCAAAAUUUCCAACAACAACCUUUGUAUGCUAACAACACAUAUAAUGGUCCAAGUUUGAUUUAG